Messenger RNA from Aureobasidium uvarum, 1653 nucleotides. Lineage: Eukaryota; Fungi; Ascomycota; Dothideomycetes; Dothideales; Saccotheciaceae. The record is from the annotation of a GenBank genome assembly.
AUGAAGUCGGAUAGCCUAGCAACAUCGAUGGAAGACCAACGAGAAGACCAGCAGGAUCUGGAACUACACCGUAUCCAGACCAAUGCGUCGGAGAAAGUCGUCAACACUAUGGGAACAACACGGAGACGACUUGUAAUGCUCUCGCUAUGCCUGUCGCAAUUUCUCGCCGCGAUCGACAUCACAAUUGUUGCGACGGCGCUUCCAACUAUUGCAAGCAGUCUGCACGCCAACUCUGCACAGUACACAUGGGUCGGAUCCGCAUAUAACCUUGCGAGUACAGCAUCAACACCACUCUGGGCCAAGUUGUCAGAUGUUAUUGGAAGAAAGUCUGCGCUUCUGGCAGCCAACGCGAUAUUUCUUGCAGGCAGUCUGCUGGCAGCUCUUGCUCAUUCGAUUGUGGUUCUCAUUGGAGGCCGCUGUUUGCAGGGUAUUGGAGGAGGAGGCAUGAUGAUUCUCAACACCAUCAUCAUCAGUGACAUCUUCCCACUGGAGGACAGAGCAAAGUACUAUGGUUUGUCCGCAAUUGUGUGGGCUAUCGCGAGCGCACUGGGUCCAAUGCUCGGAGGUGUUUUUACUUCAACGAUUGGCUGGAGAUGGUGCUUCUACAUCAAUCUGCCGCUCGAUGGCAUCUCGCUCGUCUUGGUAGUCCUUUGUCUCAAACUUAACAUCAAAAGAGCUCCCGCCAAAGAAACGCUUGCUAGCUUGGAUUAUGUUGGGUGCAUCACCAUCGCGGGAGGUGCUAUCCUCUUUCUGUUUGGUCUCGAAAGCGGAGCCAGUCAUCAGCAUUCGUGGACCUCGGCCUACACUCUGGGCAUGCUCAUCGGUGGUAUCUUUCUCCUAGCUGCAUUCAUGGUAUGGGAGUGGAAGUUUGCCAAAGUUCCGCUUAUCCCGAUCCAAGUUUUUGCCUCACGCACGAGUAGAGCUGCUCUCGCUGUGGCUUGCUGUCACAGCUUUGUCUUCAUCGGAUUCGACUUUUACCUCGCGCUAUACUUUCAAGCGGUGCUUGGUCGCUCGCCAAUCAUAUCUGGUGUACUUCUCUUCGCCUUGAUCUUGCCACUUUCGGUAUGCACCUUCCUGACCGGGAUCGUGAUCCGCAAGACUGGAAGAGUUAGACCGGUCAUCUGGUUCGGAUCCUUUUUCAUGACGCUCGGUACCGGUCUCUUCAUCGACUUUGGUCCAAAGAUGGUACUCUGGAAACUUAUUUUGUUCCAAAUCAUCGCCGGUAUUGGCGUCGGACCACUUUUCCAAGCACCCAUGAUCGCACUCCAAAGUGUAGUGAAACAGAGAGAUGUUGCAGCUGCCAAUUCUGCCUUUACCUUCCUCCGCAGCUUGGUCACUUCUUUGUCUGUUGUCAUCGGAGGUGUCGUACUCCAGCGAGGCCUUGGUUCGAGCUCAUUGACGGGUAACGGACACGUAUCCACGGGUGGCGGCGAGCAUGCAGAGAGAUAUGCAAAUGCAUUGAGCAACAUGUGGAUCUUUUACACAGCUUUCUGUGCAGUCAUGCUGCUCUCGACGGUAUGGAUCGGCAAGAUUGAUCUAAACGCGAAGUCUCGAAAGAGUGAGGAUACUGAUACAGUGGUAGAAGAGAUUGUAACGGUGCAGAAGGGUACAGAGAUGGGCACAGAGAUGACUGAGAGGAAGGCGGAGGUGUAG